Molecule: messenger RNA, 543 nt
Organism: Spinacia oleracea (spinach)
Lineage: Eukaryota; Viridiplantae; Streptophyta; Magnoliopsida; Caryophyllales; Amaranthaceae
Product: ARM REPEAT PROTEIN INTERACTING WITH ABF2-like
Exons: 7
Coding region: 1-543 (180 amino acids)
Molecular function (GO): protein binding
Source: RefSeq, a predicted model, not a curated record
AUGCUUCGUUCCGAGGAUCCAGCUAUUCACUAUGAAGCGGUUGGUGUUAUUGGGAAUUUGGUCCACUCAUCUCCUAGCAUAAAGAAAGAUGUUCUCCUAGCUGGUGCCUUGCAACCUGUCAUUGGGCUGCUCAACUCCUGCUGUUCUGAGAGCCAAAGAGAAGCAGCUUUACUCCUUGGGCAGUUUGCCUCGGCUGAUUCAGAUUCCAAGGUACACAUAGUCCAGCGAGGUGCUGUCCCACCUUUGAUUGUGAUGCUUCAGUCGCCAGAUGCACAGCUUCGAGAAAUGUCAGCUUUUGCUCUUGGAAGGUUGGCUCAGGAUUCACACAAUCAAGCUGGUAUAGUUCAAUGUGGCGGUAUCGUGCCAUUGUUAAAACUUCUUGAUUCAAAAAAUGGUCCUCUACAGCACAAUGCUGCAUUUGCUUUAUAUGGUCUUGCAGACAAUGAGGAUAAUGUUGCAGAUCUUAUUAAAAUUGGUGGUGUUCAGAAGCUCGAAGAAGGGGAUUUCAUAGUUCAGAGGAACUUUUUAAUUGCGUCCUCAUGA